AUGGUAAGACUUACAAAAGCGCAAAUACAGUUUUAUAAAGACAAUGGAUAUCUGCAUUUAAAAAACUUAAUAAAAGGAAGAGAGCUAGAAAGACUAUCAGAAGAAUAUGAUAAUUUGUUUCAAAGAAAAAAGGACUCUGCUUUAGAAAGCUCGUGGGUGGGAACAGAUGGAGAUCGAGAAGGCAAAUCAGAAUUAACAGUUAAAGGAAUUCACAAUUUACAAAUGCAUCAUGAAGUGUUCGCAAGAUAUCUCUAUAAUGAGGAUUUAUUGGAUGCCUUAGAAGAUGUUAUGGGUACUAAGAAUAUUGUAUUACAUCACACAAAAGCGCAUACAAAGCCACCUGAAAAAGGAGCAUCCUAUGCCAUGCAUCAGGACUAUCAUUAUUUCCGUUAUGAAAAGCAUUCCAUGGUGGCAGCCACGUUAUUUUUGGACGCCUCGAAUGAAGAGAAUGGUACAUUAUUUGUAUACCCAGGUUCUCAUAAACUUGGUCCUUUAGAAGAUAUUGGAGCUAAGGAGGGUAGCGACUUUCAUUAUCUCGAUCAGGAGAAGUAUCCAAUCGAAAAAGCGACGCCUGUUAUUGCGGAUCCCGGCGAUGUUCUAAUAUUCUCCUACUUCACGAUUCACGGCAGCCCUCCAAACAGAUCUACCCAGAGUCGCCGCAUUUUACUUGUUCAAGUUGCAGACGCAGAUGACAGACAAGUCGAUGGCUUUCCUGAUAAGCCAUGCCGUGGACUUGUGUUGCGUGGCGUCAAUAAAUUUAAGGAUGCAAAUAUUUUCAGGAGAAAUCAAUAUGACUAA
Molecule: messenger RNA, 798 nt
Organism: Zerene cesonia (dogface butterfly)
Lineage: Eukaryota; Metazoa; Arthropoda; Insecta; Lepidoptera; Pieridae
Product: phytanoyl-CoA dioxygenase, peroxisomal-like
Exons: 4
Coding region: 1-798 (265 amino acids)
Biological process (GO): fatty acid alpha-oxidation
Molecular function (GO): phytanoyl-CoA dioxygenase activity
Source: RefSeq, a predicted model, not a curated record